CACCUGACGCAGCCCGACAACUGCCGCCCCCCCAGUGCCGGCUUCAGUGAGCGGCUGCAGGGGCCGGGCGGCGGCUCCGUUAGAGGCGGUGAGCGAUUUUGCAAAUCUCAGUAGCAAUCUGAUCACUCUUCUAUGGAUCGGUGGUAAAUGGCUCUACCUCGUCUUACAGGAGCUCUACGCUCCUUCUCAAAUGUCACCAGACAGGAUGAAUACAUUGAGGACUCCUCUCAGAUGAUGACCAAAAGGUCAAAAAUGAAAGAGAAAUUUUCGAAUAUAGGGCUGACCUGGGCAAACAUAUCUGAUUUUGUUACCGAGAAUUUGGCAAAGAAAGAGCAGCAGAUUAUUAGUGAAGAUUUGAAAAGUGUUCUGAAGGCAGCCAGGCAACUUGUUGGGGUAGAAUAUGGACAAACCACUGUGGAAAGUGCAGCCGUUUUUCUCUUCAACGUUUUUUACAACAAGGACCAUGUUGGGCAUGAAGAAACAAAAGCCAUUAAGCAAAUGUUUGGGCCAUUUCCCUCUUCAGCUGCUACUACAGCCUGCAGUGCAGUGUACAAAAUUGCCUCAUAUUUUACAGAAGAGGAACUACAGAAACUAAUUUGUGCCAAUCAGUCUGAGAACAAACAUGUCCGCACACACUUCGGUAAAAAUAUUCAGUUCUCGUUCGAUUCAUUCUCCCUGGAACAUUUAGAUGAAUUGCCCUUGAACUAUGAACCUGAUGGUGCCCAAAAGAACUUCAGCCUCGAUUACAACAAAUAUUUAGACAGUCAUCGUGGUAAUCUUAAAAAUGGAUCCACUGAAAGUUCCGAUUUCAAAUCUUCUGAUAAAGUGGAUGCCACAUUUUUAAGACAAGAAGUUGAAAACUAUAUCUGUGGAACGUUACAGAAUUCACCAGGUAGACCAACUGCAGAAGAGUUGUGUGGAACAUUGUUUGAGAUGCUGGCAUCUACUGGAACCGAUGAUGAACUUCAAAAUGAGUUGUUUGAGCUGCUUGGCCCAGAGGGAUUGGAACUGAUCGAGAAACUUUUACAACACAGGUGCAAGAUUGUGGAGAAAGCUCUGAACUUAGCUACAGAUCUCAAGUUCAACUAUCUUCAAGAAACAUCAAAGAAAGGCUUUGGGGGAAAUGCACAACCCGUUUACGGUUGUCAGGUGACUGUCCAUUCUGAGCAAGAAAAACAACUGUUAAAGCAGUAUCGUAGAGAAGAAAAGCGGCAUGCCAGGCGAGAGAGAAAAGAAGAGGGGGAAUUUUCUGGAGAAGCAUUUCAACUUUUUGAUCCUAAGGAUUUACGUUUACAAAGGGAACAUGCUCUUCAAAAUGCGAGAACAAUGCCAAUUCUCACGAGAGAGUGGGACCAGAAGCGAAUCCAUUACCCUAAUGUUUACGAUGUAUAUGGUGAAGCUGUAAAAUCUUCAGCUUUUAUUGGUGGUGCGAAGCUAUUACUUCCAGAAGGAAUCCAACGGGAAAAUAACAAGGUUUAUGAACAAGUAGUCAUUCCUGAAACAGAACCAAUGCCCAUUGGUAUUACGGAGAAGCGAAUUGAUAUCAAAAACCUGGAUGAGAUUGGACAGCUGGUUUUUAAAGGGAUGAAAUGCCUGAACCGUAUCCAGUCAAUAGUAUUUGAGACAGCUUACAACACAAAUGAAAACAUGCUGAUCUGUGCACCCACUGGAGCUGGAAAAACUAAUAUUGCCAUGCUUACUAUUCUGCAUGAAAUCCGUCAACACAUUCACCAAGGAGUUAUCAAAAAGGAUGAGUUCAAGAUUGUGUAUGUAGCUCCUAUGAAGGCCUUAGCUGCUGAAAUGACAAAUUACUUCAGCAAGCGUCUAGGGGCACUGGGCAUAUCAGUGAAGGAGCUGACUGGAGACAUGCAGUUGUCCAAAGGAGAAAUUUUACGAACACAGAUGCUUGUGACAACACCUGAGAAGUGGGACGUGGUAACACGCAAAAGUGUUGGUGAUGUUGCCUUGUCGCAGAUUGUCAGGCUACUGAUUCUUGAUGAGGUCCAUCUGCUCCAUGAAGACAGAGGGCCAGUUCUUGAAAGCUUGGUGGCUCGAACACUUCGACAGGUUGAGUCUACCCAGAGUAUGAUCAGAAUCCUGGGUUUAUCGGCAACCCUUCCCAAUUACCUAGAUGUAGCCACAUUCCUUCAUGUGAAUCCCUUCAUUGGUCUGUUUUUCUUUGAUGGACGAUUUCGACCUGUUCCUCUAAGCCAGACUUUCAUAGGAAUUAAAGGAUCUAAUAAGAUGCAGCAAUUACAUGAUAUGGAGGAGGUUUGUUAUGACAAGGUUGUGGAGCAACUAAAGGGAGGACAUCAGGUGAUGGUUUUCGUGCAUGCAAGAAAUUCUACUGUACGAACAGCCAUGGCUCUUCAAGAGAUGGCCAAAAACCGAGGUGAAAUUAUGUACUUUUUGCCGAAACAUGGUCCUGACUACGGCUCUGCUGAAAAACAGAUUCAGAAAUCCCGGAACAAGCAGUUACGUGAAAUUUUCCCAGAUGGAUUCGGCAUUCACCAUGCGGGAAUGCUGCGUCAGGAUCGAAACCUGGUUGAGAGCUAUUUUUCUCAGGGGCACAUCAAGGUGUUAAUCUGUACAGCCACAUUGGCCUGGGGGGUCAAUCUCCCUGCACAUGCUGUCAUUAUCAAGGGUACUCAAAUAUAUGAUGCAAAGAGAGGUUCUUUUGUUGAUCUUGGGAUUUUGGACGUGAUGCAGAUUUUUGGCAGAGCUGGACGUCCACAGUUUGACCGAUUUGGUGAAGGCAUUAUUAUUACCGCUCAUGAUAAACUGAGUCAUUACCUAACUCUAUUGACUCAGCAGAACCCAAUUGAAAGCCAGUUUCUGAAUCACUUGGCAAACAAUCUGAAUGCAGAGAUAGCCUUGGGAACAGUGACAAAUGUGGAAGAAGCAGUGAAAUGGCUGAGCUACACCUACCUUUAUGUGCGGAUGAGAGCAAACCCAUUAGUCUACGGAAUCAAUCACAAAGCCUACCAGAUGGAUUAUGGGCUUGAAAAGUAUAGGACAGAGCUGGUUAUUGAGGCUGGACGAAAAUUAGAUAAAGCCAGAAUGGUUCGUUUCGAAGAGAGGACGGGUUAUUUUUCAAUAACAGAUCUUGGCAGAACUGCCAGCCAUUACUACAUUCAAUAUAACACUAUUGAGACUUUCAACGAACUAUUCAAUGCUCACAGCACUGAAGCAGAUAUCUUUGCUGUUGUGUCUAAAGCUGAAGAAUUUGAGCAGAUCAAGGUUCGAGAUGAAGAGCUGGAGGAGCUUGAUCAAUUGCUUUGCAACUACUGUGAGCUCCCUGCUGCGGGUGGAGUAGAAAAUGCUUAUGGGAAAGUUAACAUUCUUCUCCAAACCUACAUUAGCCAUGGCGAGUUGGACAGCUUCUCCCUCAUUUCUGACUCUGCCUACGUUGCUCAGAAUGCAGCUCGAAUCAUGAGAGCACUUUUUGAGAUUGCCCUGCGAAAGCGCUGGCCUGCAAUGACCUACCGACUGCAGAACUUAUGCAAGAUCAUUGACAGGCGACUGUGGGGAUGGUGCAACCCACUACGUCAGUUCUCUGUUCUGCCAGGUCAUGUAUUAGCAAAGUUGGAAGAAAAGAAACUUACCAUAGAUAAGAUGAAAGAUAUGCGCAAAGAUGAAAUAGGUCACAUGCUACAUCAUGUAAAUAUAGGGUUAAAGGUGAAGCAGUGCGUCCAUCAAAUUCCUUCCAUAUCUUUGGAGGUGGCAAUCCAGCCCAUCACACGCACUGUACUUCGCGUUCGACUGACCAUUACUCCAGACUUCAAAUGGCAUGACCAGGUUCAUGGAUCUGUAGGUGAGCCCUGGUGGAUCUGGGUGGAAGAUCCUGUGAAUGACCACAUUUAUCAUUCAGAAUAUUUCCUCCUUCAAAAGAAACAGGUUUUGACCAAAGAGUCACAACUGUUGGUAUUUACCAUUCCUAUCUUUGAGCCAUUGCCAUCUCAGUACUACAUUCGGGCUGUAUCUGACAGGUGGCUGGGAGCUGAGGCUGUGUGCAUCAUUAACUUUCAGCAUCUGAUCCUACCUGAAAGGCAUCCUCCUCACACUGAAUUGCUUGACCUGCAGCCGUUACCUAUCAGUGCUUUGGGGAACCAUGAGUAUGAAGCAUUGUACAAGUUCACUCACUUCAACCCAAUUCAGACUCAGAUAUUCCACACCUUGUAUCACACUGACUGUAACGUGCUGCUCGGAGCUCCCACAGGAUCUGGAAAGACAGUCGCAGCCGAGCUUGCUAUUUUUCGAGUUUUCAACGAGUACCCAACUUCCAAGGCUGUUUACAUUGCCCCUCUGAAGGCUCUAGUCCGUGAACGAAUGGAAGAUUGGAAAAUCAGGAUUGCGGAGAAACUGGGUAAAAAAGUAGUGGAACUGACUGGUGAUGUGACUCCCGACAUGAGGGCGAUUGCCAAGGCGGACCUUAUCGUUACCACCCCUGAGAAGUGGGAUGGCGUCAGCAGAAGCUGGCAGAACAGGAGCUACGUCACGAAGGUGUCAAUUCUCAUUAUAGACGAGAUCCAUUUGCUAGGGGAUGAGAGAGGUCCUGUACUGGAGGUAAUUGUGUCCCGAACCAAUUUCAUCUCCUCGCACACCAAGAUGCCUGUAAGGAUUGUGGGACUGUCCACUGCAUUGGCAAAUGCCAAAGAUUUGGCUGACUGGUUAAAUAUCAAUCAGAAUGGUUUGUUUAACUUCAGACCAUCUGUUCGUCCAGUUCCUCUUGAAGUUCAUAUUCAUGGCUUCCCCGGACAGCAUUACUGCCCUCGCAUGGCUGGCAUGAACAAGCCAGCAUUCCAAGCUAUUCGGAGCCAUUCCCCAACAAAGCCUGUGCUGAUCUUUGUGUCGUCCAGGCGUCAGACUCGCCUCACAGCUCUGGAUUUGAUUGCCUUCCUGGCAGCAGAAGAUGACCCUAAACAGUGGUUACACAUGGACGAGAGGGAGAUGAAUGUUAUCAUCGAGAUGGUGAAGGAUUCAAAUUUGAAAUUGACCUUGGCCUUUGGGAUUGGGCUGCAUCAUGCUGGACUGCAUGAGCGCGACCGUAAACAUGUGGAAGAACUCUUUGUUAAUUGCAAAAUUCAGGUUCUUAUUGCCACAAGCACUUUGGCUUGGGGUGUGAACUUCCCUGCUCAUCUAGUUAUUGUCAAAGGUACUGAAUUCUACGAUGGAAAAACAAGGCGUUAUGUGGACUUUGCAAUUACAGAUGUUCUACAGAUGAUGGGGCGUGCAGGCAGGCCUCAGUUUGAUGACCAGGGUAAAGCAGUAAUUUUGGUGCAUGACAUUAAAAAGGAUUUCUACAAGAAGUUUCUGUACGAGCCAUUCCCUGUUGAGUCAAGUUUGCUGGAGGUGCUUUCUGAUCACUUGAAUGCGGAAAUUGCAGCUGGAACAGUUUCGUCCAAGCAGGAUGCCAUGGACUAUAUUACAUGGACCUAUUUUUUCCGCCGUCUUGUCAUGAAUCCCAGCUAUUACAACUUGGAUGACGUUAACCAUGACACCAUCAAUAAAUACCUUUCGAGCCUCGUGGAGAAGUGUCUCAUGGAUCUGGAAUGUUCAUAUUGUAUGGCAGUAGGAGAGGACAACCGGAGCCUCCAGCCAUUGGAUUUUGGACGUAUCGCCUCUUAUUAUUACCUGAAACACCCAACUGUGCGAAUGUUCAAGGAACGAAUGAAAGUGGAUUGCAGUGUGGAGGAAUUGAUCUCUAUUCUGACAGAUGCUACCGAAUAUGCAGAACUUCCAGUGCGACACAAUGAAGACCAGCUGAACAGUGAAAUGGCCAAGCAGCUUCCCAUUGAAGUGAAUCCACAUUCAUUCGACAGUGCACACACGAAGGCCCACCUGCUCCUCCAAGCACAUUUUUCCCGAGCUGCUUUGCCAUGUCCAGAUUAUGCUACAGACACAAAGUCUGUUCUGGACCAAGCCAUUCGUAUCUGUCAGGCUAUGUUGGAUGUGGCAGCAAACAACGGUUGGCUUAUCACAGCAGUGAAUGUAACUAACCUUGUUCAGAUGGUGGUUCAAGGCAGAUGGCUUCAUGACUCUUCCCUGCUCACCCUGCCAAACAUAGAGCAACAGCACCUCUACAUCUUCAGCAAAUGGAACACAGGCAGAAAGAAAAGUAGCUCAAAAGGUUAUCGAGGUCCAGUUGAAUGUCUUCCUGAAUUGAUUGCUGCAUGUGAAUGGAGAGAGAAUGUAUUCCAUUCUAUAGUCGGUGAUGAACUACAGCCUCAUCAGAUUAUCCAGGCUUGGAACUUCCUCUCCCAUCUGCCAGUCAUUGAGGUUUAUCUAAGUAUCAAGGGCUGGUGGGACAACGGUGCAGUGGGCCAGAACGAGAAAGUACUGCCCAGUGUGGGCACUGGCAUUCGAGAUGAAAAGAACUGGACUCAGCUGCACGCUGAUCAGGAAUACGUACUCCAGAUCAACCUACGCAGGAUUAGCCUGGGACGGAGUAAGGGAAAGCAUGAGAGCAAGGCAAUAACACCACAUUUCCCAAAGGCCAAGGACGAGGGCUGGUUUAUAAUCCUAGGGGAAGUGGACAAGAAAGAAUUGGUAGCUCUGAAACGAGUGGGAUAUAUUCGCAAUCGAAGCACAGUCUCCUUAGCCUUCUUUACUCCUGAGAACAUUGGAAGAUACAUCUACACUCUCUAUCUGAUGAGUGAUAGCUAUCUGGGGAUGGACCAACAAUAUGACAUUUAUUUGGAUGUGAACCCACCAAGCGUUGCUGCUCAGGUCAACACCGAGGUCUCUGAUGCUGUGAGUGAUCUGGCUGUGGAGUGACGUGACAAGCAUGUGUUAAACAGCCAGGAAGCAAUGAUCUUAUGGUGCAGAUUGUGCUGGUGUGCUGGAGCCGAGCUGAAAUUACCUGAUAUUUGCCUUAGUAGAUGCAACUUCUAACCUCAGACUCGCAGGAAAUUGCAAAUGGCAACUGAGGUGACCUCCAGUAUGGAUCGUCUGCACAGCUUGUGGCCUUAUAUAAAGUUACAUUUUGGAUUAGUGCUACACCUAGAUCAUUUGAAACUCUAUUAAUCUAUCAGGGCACCAAACAGUGAGCUGAAAAGUUAUCCAUUAAGAAUCACAACUUCCUUCUACAUUAUUUUAUGCAUGUAUUGAUGUAGAAAGACGGUAGGCUUUUUUUGAAUUUUAUUUUUUAACCAAAAUAGCAUUCACUUGGAUUCUGUCAAAACUCUUCACCUUAACAAUAAAAAAAAUCUGCUUUCUUAUCUAAAGUAGCAUUGGGCUAAAAUUAGUUUCUAAUUGCUGCUGGUGUAUUUAAAAGCUCAUUGCAUUCUGUAUAGUGUAAAUUAUUUUGAAAGCAGCCCACAAACUUCUUAUCAACAACUUCAGCAUUGCAAAAUUGAUGCCUCCACAGUCAGCACAAUUGUUUUUGAAUUAAAAUUAAAUUAAAAUAUUUUUAUCUGUAUGAUAGGAAAGAAAAUAAUGUAAUUUAAAGGCAAGUUGUGAUUGAAAAUUCAGUCCCUUGUAGACUGAGUGCAAAGGGUAUUCAUUUCCAUGGUAACUUCAAGGCUGAACUUGACACAUUCGUAACCAUGGGUCAGGUUAAAGAAAGCAAAACCUUUCGCUGCAAUGACUGCCACAACACUCAAUUUGUCAAUAUCAAUUUAGCUGAAUCUGUGAAGAAUAAGUUUUGGCAGAAAAUACUUUCACAGUGUGAGAAAGAUCUAAGGGUUGCUGGAAAAAGGGAAACUUGCAUUCAGUAUGAGUUUACAGUGCUGGUUGCAGACAUGAGAAACAAUUAAAGUUAAUUGCAAUA
Molecule: messenger RNA, 7771 nt
Organism: Callorhinchus milii (elephant shark)
Lineage: Eukaryota; Metazoa; Chordata; Chondrichthyes; Chimaeriformes; Callorhinchidae
Gene: ascc3
Product: activating signal cointegrator 1 complex subunit 3
Exons: 42
Coding region: 148-6777 (2209 amino acids)
Molecular function (GO): ATP binding; nucleic acid binding; ATP hydrolysis activity
Source: RefSeq, a predicted model, not a curated record